CAGGGAUGGGAAACAAUCGCAUGAAGGGAGCCGACUCUGGUGUCUCACGGGAAAGAAGGCCUUUGUAAGAUUGACAGGGAGCUGCAGCCCUUCUUUUGUGAGAGAUCUCUUCUUUUAGAGACUAGAUUCAUCGCUGUGGUGACCUGUUUGGUUCUUCAAACCUCUCUCAUUUGUUAUGGAGACGUUUCCUCCCUCCCAGAAUGAAUCGAACCACACCUGAGAUGUAAACCUCUUCUAUCACCCAACUCCUUUUCUUCUGCCUCUGCCUCUUUCUGCAUUGUGAGACUCUGCUACCCCUUCGCUCUGGAGUUGAGAAAAUAGUUGUCUCCCCUCCACACCUUCCCCUUGGCAAAGAGAUUUUCUUCUACAGCAAAUGCUUUUUUAUUUUAUUUUCCUGGCGGUUUUGAAUUAUUAUUCGGGCUUUUUUCACUGCUACCACCACUGUUGAGAAACCAUUUAACUUUUGCAAGGAGACUUUUCCACAAGGAGGGUGGAUAUGUGUAUGUGUGCGCGCGCAUAGCUGGUUUAAAAAAGGGGAUGUUGGAUGGUUUCAUUUGGCAGUAUAGCAUAAAAGCGGACUCUCCUGAAGUCUUUGGCUGUGCAACAGAUUUUCAUAAAGGGAAACUGAAGUGGAAUAACAGCGGUUUGCGAUCGCUCCUUGGCAUGCUUCUCGUAUCCUCUGUUUGGGGACUGCCAGAGAUGCUGCAGACAAUUUACGAAACCGAAUCGUGUUUCUCUUCAGAUGGAGUUUCUGGACGUGAGCCGCCCCUGGAACUCCUGUCUCGGGCACAGAUCCAUGCCAUACCUGUGGCAGCUGUGGACUUAAAGCCGGUACUUCCCGUGGUGAUGCAGAGCUCUUGCAACAGCAGCAGCAGCAGCAGCCCGGUGGACUUGCGGAUGGAUGCUCGGCCCAGUAUGCCUCCCGUAGAUCCAGCUGUCCGAGAACAGCAGCUGCAGCAGGAGCUACUUGCCUUGAAACAGCAGCAGCAUUUGCAGAAGCAGCUCCUCUUUGCCGAGUUUCAGAAGCAGCACGAGCACCUAACACGGCAGCAUGAAGUCCAGUUGCAGAAACAUCUCAAGCAACAGCAGGAGAUGCUGGCAGCAAAGCGUCAACAAGAACUGGAGCAGCAACGUAAGCGAGAGCAGCAGCGGCAGGAAGAGCUGGAGAAGCAGCGUCUGGAGCAGCAGCUUCUUAUCUUGCGCAACAAGGAGAAAAGCAAAGAGAGUGCAAUUGCCAGCACUGAAGUGAAACUGAAACUUCAGGAGUUCCUUCUCAGCAAGUCAAAAGAGCCAGCUGCAGCAGGUGGCUUGAACCAUUCCCUCCCUCAGCACCCCAAAUGCUGGGGGGCUCACCAUGUCUCAUUGGACCAGAGUUCCCCUCCCCAGACAGGAAGCCCGGGAACACCACCCUCUUGUAAACUACCUUUACUUGGCACUUACGACAGCAGAGAUGACUUUCCACUCCGGAAAACUGCCUCGGAACCCAACUUAAAAGUGCGCUCACGGUUAAAGCAGAAGGUUGCAGAGAGGCGGAGCAGUCCCUUGCUGCGAAGGAAAGAUGGGACCGUCAUCAGCACCUUCAAAAAGCGAGCAAUUGAAAUCACAGUGUCUUCAAUGUGCAACAGUGCCCCUGGCUCUGGCCCCAGCUCCCCGAAUAGCUCCAACAGCGCCAUCACUGAAAAUGGGCUUACAGGCUCAGUGCCCAAUAUUCAUACUGAGAUGCUGCCCCAACACAGAGCUGUCACCAUGGAUGGGUCAGCUAGCCAGCUCAGCUUGUACACUUCCCCAUCUCUGCCCAACAUCUCUUUAGGACUUCAGGCUACCGUCACCGUGACAAAUUCACACCUCAACGCCUCCCCGAACCUUUCCACACAGCAGGAAGCUGAGCGCCAGGCCAUCCAGUCCUUGCGCCAGGGGGGUGCCUUGACAAGCAAGUUCCUGAGCAUGUCAUCCAUCCCCAGCUGCCUUCUGGGGGUGGCCCUUGAAGGCGAGACCAACAACCACGGGCAUGCGUCCUUGCUUCAGCACGUUCUGCUCCUGGAACAGGCACGACAGCAGAACACACUAAUUGCUGUUCCUCUGCACGGCCAAUCCCCUCUGGUGACAGGGGAGCGCAUCCCCUCUAACCUACGGACUGUAACCAAGUUGCCUCGACACCGCCCACUGAGCCGCACCCAAUCGUCACCACUGCCUCAGAGCCCUCAAGCGCUGCAGCAUUUGGUUGUGCAGCAACAGCAUCAGCAUUUCCUGGAGAAACAGAAACAGCAGCAGCAGAUCCAGUUGGGAAAGAUCAUCACUAAGACUGGGGAGCUGCCACGGCCACCCACAACGCAUCCAGAAGAGACAGAAGAGGAGCUGACGGAGCAACAGGAGUCCUUGGGCCUGGGCCUGGGCUUGGGCCUGGGCCAGGGGCCCUUCAUGGUUGAUGGGCCAACGGAGAGUGAGGGAACGCAGGAUGACCUGGAAGAGGAGGAAGAGGAGAUCAAGGAGGGAGAGGAGGAGGAGACGGUUGAAGAGCAGGGCCGUCUUCAAGUAAAGGAUGAGGCUGGGGAGAGCAGACUGGGAGAAGAAGAGCAGGAGGUGGAGGAACUUGGAGUGACUUAUAAGCAGGUGUUUGCAGAUGCACAUCAGCUUCGGUCCCUUCAGCUGUACCAGACCCCCCUGAGUAUCAGCACUCUACCCCAUCAAGUCCUCAGCCGCACCCAGUCUUCACCUGCCAGUACUAGUCUGAAGAGCAGUACAGCUGAACCCUUGGCCAAUCACCUUUUCACUACAGGCAUAGUUUAUGACACAUUCAUGCUGAAGCAUCAGUGUACAUGUGGAAACACUAAUAUUCACCCAGAGCAUGCUGGGAGAAUCCAGAGUAUCUGGUCCAGAUUACAGGAGACAGGGUUGCUAAGCAAGUGUGAGAGGAUCCGAGGCCGGAAAGCAACAUUGGAUGAAAUUCAGACAGUCCAUUCCGAGCAUCACACGUUAUUAUAUGGAACCAGUCCCUUGAACCGGCAAAAACUUGACAGCAAGAAAUUACUAGGCCCUCUUACUCAGAAGAUGUAUACUGUCCUCCCAUGUGGUGGGAUUGGGGUUGACAGCGACACAGUAUGGAAUGAGAUGCACUCAUCCAGUGCAGUUCGCAUGGCUGUUGGCUGCUUGGUGGAGCUGGCCUUUAAAGUGGCAUCUGGGGAACUGAAGAAUGGAUUUGCUGUCAUUCGGCCUCCAGGUCAUCAUGCAGAAGAGUCCACAGCUAUGGGCUUCUGCUUUUUCAACUCUGUUGCCAUUGCUGCCAAGCUCCUCCAGCAAAAACUUGCCAUCAGCAAAAUCCUUAUUGUGGAUUGGGAUAUCCACCAUGGCAAUGGCACCCAGCAGGCAUUCUAUAGUGACCCCAAUGUGCUCUAUGUCUCUCUCCAUCGCUUUGACAAUGGCAAUUUCUUCCCAGGCAGUGGAGCUCCUGAAGAGGUCGGCAGUGGGAUGGGUGUAGGUUACAAUGUAAACAUUGCCUGGACUGGUGGAGUGGACCCCCCAAUUGGUGACGUGGAGUACCUGACCGCCUUCCGGACUGUGGUGAUGCCAAUAGCCAAUGAGUUCUCCCCAGAUGUGGUCCUUGUUUCUGCUGGCUUCGAUGCCGUGGAGGGGCACCUGUCCCCACUGGGUGGAUAUUCUGUCACCGCCAAAUGUUUUGGGCACCUGACCAAGCAGCUGAUGAAACUGGCAGGUGGGCGUGUUGUCCUAGCCUUGGAGGGAGGCCAUGAUCUGACAGCCAUCUGCGAUGCCUCUGAGGCUUGUGUCUCCGCCUUGCUCGGCCUUGAGCUGGAACAGCUAGAUGAAGAUUUGUUGCGACAAAAGCCCAAUGCCAAUGCUGUGGCCACGCUGGAGAAUGUCAUUGAAAUCCAGAGCAAGCACUGGAGUUCAGUGAAAUGUUCCGCAGCGAUUGUUGGUUGUUCCUUGCUGGAGGCACAGAAGGGCGAGGCUGAGGAGGCCGAGACAGUCAGCGCCAUGGCAUCACUGUCAGUAGACACAGAGCAGGGGAAAGCUGAUGGCGGUGUCCGACAAACAGAAGAGCCAAUGGAGGCCGAACCUGUGUUGUGAAGUGCCAAGACUUCAAUUUGUGUAGCUGUCACUCUGUGGGUUAAUUGGUCAUUUGUGAGUUCGUUAAAACAACAACAACAACAACAACAAAUUAAUUUUUUUAUCUAUUAAAAAGAAAAAAAACGGAAAAAAGAGUUGCACUGGACAAAAUGAGCCUGUGUGUGCGUGUGUGUGCGUGAUCGCGUCAGUCUCCUGGCAUUCGUUCUCACCAGCAUCACCGUUUUGUCCUAACUCUUUGAGAUUUGCAGGGGGAAUGGUGGUAGCUUUCACAUGGGCAUCUCCUCCAUUUUUCCUUUCUUAGGCAUCAUUUGCUCCACCCCACCCCUAUUCUAGCCACUAAGCUCAUCCCCGCUUCUCAAGCCUGGCACGAACCAUUUUGUUGCCUCAGGUGAUCAUUAACUAAUUCUCUCUUUCUUUCUCUGUCUCACUCUCUCUCACACACACACACUCCCCACAAGACUUUCAAGAAGCCAAGAGAGGAGAGAGCUGUGUUCCCUCCUCAGAGGCUUUCCCAGUUUCAGCACCCUUUUCCUGUCCCAUCUAUGUGAGUGGAGACCUCCUCCAUCCCCUUGUGUAGAGUGAGGGGAGCUGGGUUGCCGUCAGGAAAGCUGACGAGGUGGGCUUCUAACUUCCAGAGACUAGGGCAGGAGGGAGAUCGUGUUUUCCUCCUUGGGAGAUUUUCCAUGUAGCCUGGAACCCCUGGGAUUCUUGCUGCUCUAGGCAACCAUCUCUCCUGCCUAUUGGGCUGGCCCAGCCCCUGCCCCAUCUUGCAGAAUUUGCCCCAAAAUGCCAUUUCUCUACUCUGGGAUAGUUGCACAUUUAGAAGGGAUUGAAGGCUAACCCCCUAUUGCAUUUUACAAUAUGUUUCCUUGCCUCCUUAGUUUCUGACCUUAGGUCCUCACUCUUUCCUUCCCACAUCCCAGCAAAAAUAUUGGGUUUUCUGGACUGAAUCUGUUUAGAUCUGAUCCUGACCUUUAUUGCCUCAUUCUCUCUGUCCCCUGAUCCAUCUCAGCUGUAAAAUGUUCUUCAUUAUCUAUACUUUAGAAUUAAACUCUUGGAAAAGCCCCCCAGGUGAGGAGAAAGGAAAAAUGUGUGCCUUUAAGUCAUUUUUGUUAAUGCCUUAAUUUCCCUGUGAGUUCACUUUUUCUUCUCCAUUCCACCCCCAGCCAGACCCAUCUUAGUUAACCGUUUAUGUGGGAGAUAAUCCUGUUUAACCAUGGAAAGGAAUCCCAUGUAAUCUCGAGCACACGACCUGGAUCCAGCUCCAGCUGUGCAUAAACAAACCCUUAAUGUAUCUGAGUUGUUUGGCGAUGAUGUGGAUGGGGAUACUCAUUUGAACACACAUCACAAGAGGCAUUCAGAGCAGUGUAGCACAAAGCAGACAGGCUGCAUCCUCAGUUGCAAAUUUAGUUGCGGAUCUGAAAUGUGUGUCUGAGUUAUGCCUGCAGUUCCCAGUCUGGCAAGGAAUACACACAUGAAACCUGUUUUACAAGCAUGGAUAUCCUUAGCCGGAUCAGGCCAUGUGUCAUUGAAAUCCCUUUUGUAAUGAAGACUUUUGUUGACUGUUCAAUGACCAAUGCUUUCUUGAAGUUCUCUCUCUUUUCUUCUCUGUUCUUUUUCCCCCUUCUUCAUUUUGUCAUUGUUUGAAAUACUCCUCAUCACUUAUUGUAAAUAAUUUGAUUUCUUGUAUCAUGUGCACAAACUUUGUUUCAAUGAAACUCUGUCCAUUCAUAAAGAAAAAGAAAAAAAAAAGAAAAAGGAGAGAAUGCUGUUACUUCACCAGCCAAAAAAGAAAGAAAAAGAAAAAAAAAGAAAAAAAACAAUUUUAGCUUUUAAAAGAAAUGGAUAUAAAGAAAAAAGGUAUAUAAUUUUAUUACAGAUGUAUUAUUUAAUAGUAUUUUUUUAACUCGUACCACAAAACUCUCCUUUCCUUUGGAAAGCUGCUAGCAGGGAUAAUGCAACAAAGGAAAUGAUGGGGCUUGUAUUGUUUUCACUAAUUCAGGGCAAUGGGAUUUCUAAACUGUGUGUGGGAUGGGUGGGGGAGGCACUGGGGAGGGGGGUUGGAAGUUGCGUGGAAUGUAAGACUGUGAUGUGUUUUUAGCUGCACUUAAUGGUUGUUAACCUUGCCAGGGUUUGUUUCAGGAAUCCCUGGGUUUGCUUCAGGUUUAGUCUUCCCAACUGUUCCAUGGUGGAAGGGCAAUGUUUCCUCCCAGAUUUUCUUAUGAGAUAUUCAUUCUCUUAUCCAUGGUGAAGGGUGAGACAUGCCCAGACAGUGCUUUCCUUCUUCCAUUUCUUCAAGUAUAAUAGAUAGCUAGUAGCUGGAUCCAUAGAACAGCAAAGAGGCAGAGGGCAGCAAAACCCACUGCUUCAGUGCAGCGUGUUCUGAUUUAUCAAACACAGUGGCUUGGUUCAUACAUAACACUAAGCCAGGGUGUGGCUUAUGAAAAUCUGGCUUCUUGUUGACCUGGUUUGCAUGGCCUGAUGCAGUUCCCAUGAGCCUUGGUGCCACUUUGCAUAUUCAACCCCUCAAGUCUGGUCUAGGGUUAUGCAACAGCUAUAUAAUCUUGCAUGACCCACUCUUGCUGGAGUUGCACAAGCCCUGAGUGGGGGUCAGAUAUCCAAAAUGGCGGCUGCAUGUGCACCACAGCCUCAUCCACGGGGAGCUGUUGUGUUACAUGGACUAGCCAGUGCCUGAACCCAUUCUUGGAGACAAGCCAUGGUACAGUACAGAAAUUAAAGUCAUUAUUUGUAGUUGGCUUAUAGAUUCUGGCUUGUUUAACCUAUGGCUUGUAUUGAUGUGUAAACUCACACUGGUGGCUUGUCCCUGGCUUGUUUGUGUUGCUUUCUACCUUGAAAGAGCAGCCUGAAAAUGAACUUUCUCUGAAGGCUGGCAAAGGGACAGGGGAAAAAAAGAGAAAACAAACCACUUAUCAUUUGCUUGCCUCCAAGACAAUUCAUGACCAAAGCAACAAGCCAUGGUUAAAAAUAGCUUUUCAUUAUGUGCAAAUGCAGUACCAGCUGCAUAAAAACCUGGGUGAUGGGGAUGGAGGCUGGAGAUUUGCAAAAACCAACAACAGGGAAAAAUAUGACUGAAAAAUAGAGAAGCUAGGGAAGAGGAUCCUCAUGUGGAUUGUCAGUAUAGAAGAAUUUGAGCAUGCAGGGAAGCCUUUGCUCUCCACUCUGAUGGUGGUGCCUCUUUGCCACAGCUGGAGUGGGAUAGCAAGCCAAUCCCAUGCAAUAUCCUAGACACGCAAGAGGGUCUGAGGAUGGAUUCAGGGAACUGAGCUGUGUGGGAGAACCUCCAACCAUUUCUGAAUUUUCAUGUUUGUGUUAUUUUUAACAUACCCACAAGUAUAGAUUUUGCAUUAGUAGCAAGGAAGAACAAGCCAUAUGUGCGGGACGGAGAGGUGAAAUGCAUCCUUGCCAGGAAGGGAAGCAAUAUUGGAUGGCCAAUUUGUUAUGUUAGCUGCCACCUGUAACUUUAACUACCACACCAGGAUUUCCCAAGUUGGCAUCCUUCAGAUGUGUUGGAUUACAGCACCCAUCAUCCUCAGACAGCAUGGGAAGGUGCUAGACUGGGAAGGCUCUACCAGACCGAGAAUUUUCCAUCUCCAUCUAUAGCACCAAAAGCUUUAUUAUUAGCAUUAUUGUAAACGGUGGAAUAAUGAUGAAAAUGACCAAGAUGGGAGAAUUUACAAUUGGUUUCUAAUCCCCACUUUCCUGCUCCCUGCAUUCUAGCAGUGUUGUGCUGAAGUUUCCUGAUUUUUUUUACCAACAACAAUGCUGUCAGCACACUGUGCAUGGAACCACACAAUAACAUUGCCACAUUCCUGACUAUGCUGGGGAGGUGUGCUAAUAUGGAUCAUGGAUGACCACACCUUUAAAAACAUCUCUCCUUUACAAUGCUUGUAUAAAGCAUACCACCACACCCAUCGCUCUCCUUUGGUUUUCAGGUCUUUCCCAUCAUGGCAGCCCUCAGUAACUGCAGUCAUGUCAGCUCAAGAAAUUUAGCUGCCUAAAAUGAAGCCCAGGGCCAGUAUGUCCCAUCUCCACAACCACCGCUGCCUCCAUGUCAAUUUGGACCAACACUUUGAAAAGUUUUACAGCACUAUUCAGAUACCAGUCCCUGCCUUCACUGCCCCUUGUGCUUGCAUGGUUUCAUGGCUGGGCCAGCCUGACUUCAGCCCAGUAAUGGGACCAAUUCCCAUGGCUAGGUUGACCCAAGAACUUCCCACAUUCCCAGAUGGCACUUUAAGGGUGUGUACCCUUAAACAGGACUCGCCAUUUUAUUUCUAUCCCACAAAGGGAGCCUUUGAGGCAGGGAAAGUGUUCUCCCAUGCCUUCAAAGUGCAGUUGACAGAUGUAUUUUCCAGUGUUUUGAACACUGAGCUCAGUUCUCUGUGCUGUCCUCCCUCCAGUCUUCAGCUGACCCAUAAACAAAUUAAGCAAUUAAGCAUAGCAUUAAAUAUAUUCAUGUAAAUGCUUGACGCUUUCUGGAUUUGUCUUUAAAGGGAAAACCCAUUUGAAAAAAGCUACAAAACUGCUCUGGCCUGGGGCUGGAAAAAGGUUGGCAACAUCACAUGCACCUGCCAAUUAGUGCUGUUCAGUCUGGCAGAAUUGGUUGCCCUGAAUCGAUUCUAGACGGGUAGUUUGUAUAGCUGUGUACGAUACAAAGCGUGUGCUUCUGUGGGGGUUUACUCAAAGUGCAUCUGAACUUCCCCUCAAUUUAUCCUUAGCAAAAUGUGCAGCGCUCAGUAGUUGUGAAAGUGAAGCAUCCUGUGGUAUGUGGUUUUGCACCUCCUCUGGGGUAGAUUGCUCAGCUUUGGCCUGCUGUGGUAUACCUGAGCACCACUUGUGCUGUGUGGACAGGCAGGGAGAUGGUCGCACAUGGUCGAACUCCUCAAAUACCUGAAGGGGCACAGAUUUGUCCUUUGCUGUCUUAGAAGACAGGACUCAAUUUAAUGGGCUUCAGGAGGGUGGUUGGACAUCAGGAGAAACAUCACACUUGGAAAGGCAGUUCAGUGUGGGAACCAAUUGCUUUUGAUGUGUAGGAAGCUCUCCCUUGUGAAGGCAUUCAAGCAGAGGUCUGAGUAGGCAUUUUCUAGCUCUAAAUUUCCUAUACAGAAUACGGGGUUGGACUGGAUUACCUAUUCCAACUCUGUGAUUCUAUGAAAUCAUACUGAGAGCAUACAAUAGUUUUCCCAGCAAUCUGGAAUUAUUGUACAUGCUUCUCUCUCCAGUGUAUAUGUUUUCUCUCCAGUUCUCAUAUUUUGGUUUACCUGCCAGUUACAGAAGAUGGGACUGGGCUGGGUUUGCUUAGCUUAGUGUAUAUGGAAGGACCUCUCUGCUUAAAGAAGGAAGUAAAAUUUCUUGAUGCAUGGAUUUAAUCCAUACACAGUGGAGCCUCAUGAGGGGGUUGGGAAGAGACCCUAAAUCUGCCUCUACCAAUGUUCUGUUCCAUUCUAUACGCCAUCUGCAGUUCUGCCAUUAUGGAUCGGAAGACUUGAGUCAAAUCUACAGCCCUAGAGAAUGUGAGGUCUAGUUGCCUAACCAAGGAGAUUUACUAGGCCAGGUUUAGGUCCUGAUAUAUAUAUAUAUAUAUAUAUAUUUAAAAAAUCAUACUGUGGAAUUGGGGGGGGGGAGCCAUAGGGGCUGUUUUUCCCUAUUCCACAUCCAUACCCCACCCCCCCACACACCCCCAGGCUGAUAGUCAGUGGCAGACUGCCAUCCCAUGAACAUUGUUGAGUAACAGCAUUGCUUGGUGGUUUUUUCAUUUUUUUGCUCUCCUUGGAACUUUAAUAGAGAUAGGUGAAAGUUUUAUUGGAAUGAUUUGCAAUAGACCAGGAAUGGUUUCUGAUUCCCAACAGCAACCACAAGGUGGCUUUCACCCACCAUCUUCUCAAUUUAGUCUGUUGAGAUAAAGGAAAACUUGUGUGAUACAGAGUGCCAGGAAUAGAUUUUUGCACAGCAGAAUUAGGAGCUCAGUUUGGGUAGUUAAAACAAAUCCCUGGACUGAGCAUAUACUCAGAGGCAUCCUGUUCUGAAUUCUAAGUUGGGAUGGCUUUUCACCCAGUGGUGUAGUGAAGGCACUUACCGUGGAGGUGCUGCCAUGCCCCCAAGGAGAGCCCACCAGUGCUGGUGGAUCUGCACCAGUAGCUAUUCAAGACCAAGCCACUGCAAUAUACUUCACCUUCAGAAUAAUAUAUUGUUGCUGGGAAAAUUCUCCCCAGCUACUGUAAGCAUCAAUGGGGAGUUCUCAGGGGUGGCAGAUUACAUCAGUGCUCCAGUAAGGAAAGUAGUACUGGUACUGCAUCCCUGUCAUUUCUAGUGCCACUAACCUCUGCUUACCAGCCACUAUUUCAAGCCACCUUUUUGCACCUGCUCUAGUUCAUAGGCCUCAAGCUUCCAAAAAAAACAUAAUAGAAAUCUCACAGCUUGAAGUCUGCCUGCCUCUGGCUUAAAGCAUCGCACACACCUCCUCUUUCUUUAUUAGGAGAUAGAGCAGAUAGAGUGAGUGACAUUCUGGGGAGGCCCAACCACUGUGGUUAUGAAGUUCAUUGUAAUAGGUUGAAUCUAGACUAACACAAUGCUAUGUGUGUCUGCUUGGAAGUAAGCUAUAUGGAGUUAAAUGGAGGAUACUCCCAGUUAAAUGAGUUGUACUGAUGUCCCAGUGAGAUCAGUGGGACAAGUCAUAACUUAGUUCCUAGUGAAAUCAGUGGGCCUUAAGGGCAACUGACUUACAUCUGGCUCCAACCCAGUCAAUGUUUCUAAGUUUAAAACAUGUUCAAGGCAGCACAUUGGUUUGAUGCACUGAUCUGGCUUACAUGUAACAGCAGUUUGUCUGUUAUUUAAUUCACAAAUAGCCAAAAUUUAGCAAGAACAAGCUUGCUGCUCCUGGUGACGCAUCAUUUCUAAUUUCAAUUAGCAACCCCAUUCAUAGGUUGUUAGUGUGACAUUCUAAUCUAGACACUCUGGAUUGUUCAGAGUUAACCUAGAAACAAACCAUGGUUUAACUCUGGAUUGUUUAACCCUAAAACAGCACAGAGCAUCUAGGUUCAGGCAUUACUUUAAACAACCAGUGAAUGGGGUGAUCAUAGGUUAUUAAUUGAAAGUGGAAUUGAAAGUGAUAGGUUUCUAAUUGAAAGUGGAAAGCUGCCAGGGCAGCAUACCCAAUUGCUCCUGCUUGUUCCUAACAACCCAUGGGUGGUUGUGACAUGUGAACCAGCCCACUGGGUCAGUUUUUACGAGGAAGAUAUACAAGGAUUGAAAUUUUUGCUCCUGCAGAAAUUAAGGUCAGGACAAGGUAACAUUUAUAGCAGGCUGAUAGGCAUUUCUAAUUUUGUGCACAUAAGGUGUAGAGGACAACGGGGGAGUCUGUGGUGGCCCUUCAGAUAUUGGACAUCAGCUCCCAUCAUCCUCAGCCACCAUGGCCAAUGAUCAGAGAUAAUGGAGCAGAGUAUAGUCCCAACUUCUGAAGGAGUACAGGUUUUGCAGCCCUGUUAUAGGUGGAGACUCUCCUAAGAGUGCGUAAAUCCUUCCUGUCUGUCCACACAGGAGAUUCUUUCAUUCACAUAUGAGUCGCAACAUCCUCUGCACCGCAUCUUCUUUUCACAGGCGCUGCUGUCCAUUUGCAGUUUGUGGGAAGUUCUUGUGCAGACCUAGAGAUCUGCAGAAGGCAACAGGCUGCUUUUGUCUCUAGGCUAAACAGUGCCUAGUACACCGAGGCUUCCACCAGGGCAUGUGAACAGGGUGACCCAUGGAGUUGUGGGUGUAUUGUCGGCAUCGCUGCAGGAUGUAGUCUUUGUCCGCAGUACAAGCUUUUUAUGUCCCAUGCACCUAUUUCUGCACAGAAGCAAACUGCAUUCACCAGAUCAGGGGCUGAUACAAAGCUAUCGAUCCUAUUUUUUCCCUUUUCCUUGCUCUCAGAGAUUUGUAAUAAAGUUAUAAUCUGAAAAAAACCUCACCCUUCAUCUCAAUCAAGAAAGAUUUCAGCUAAAUUUAAUGACAGCAUUUCAAUUAAGAUGGGAUGGGCCAUGCAUUUAGGGUUUGUCACAGUUCCAUCUCUGUUUCUAACUUCUCUCUCUGGUUUUUGUUUAUUUUUUUGUCUGGAUAGAGUGAGGUGGGAGGAAGGCAAGAGAAAUGUUCACCAGCCAUUGUUUCCACACUGUUUCUCAUCUUGGAUUUUAAUUUGUGAGGAGGGAGAAGUGCAAGCCAGCCAAGGGUAGCAAAUACUUUGAAAAGCCAUUAGUCUUCAGGACAACAGCAUGGAACAAUUGAGUGUGCGUGCGUACGUGUGCGCGUGUGCAUGUGUUACAACUCCCAUUCUAUGAGUAUCCUUUUAACAGGAUACAACACCAGUAUUAAGUUGUCAAGGGGGUUGUUCUUGUGGAGGGGAAUUGGGACUUGUCUUUUUUUUUAAUCAGUCCCCAUCCCAUGACAUUGGAAGAUGCCCCUUUAAGUGGGGAAUACCUGUAGUUUGUUUUUUGUUUUGUUUUUUCCCUCCUCUUGCUUUUUUCUCUUUUCUGUCUUUCUCUCUUUCUCUCUGGAUACAAUUUUCAGUUGAGUAUUUUGUAAUAUGUUCCAAUGUUUGUCCUUGUGUAAAUAAAAUUGUUUCUGGCAAUA
Molecule: messenger RNA, 12705 nt
Organism: Varanus komodoensis (Komodo dragon)
Lineage: Eukaryota; Metazoa; Chordata; Lepidosauria; Squamata; Varanidae
Gene: HDAC5
Product: histone deacetylase 5
Biological process (GO): chromatin organization; negative regulation of transcription by RNA polymerase II
Cellular component (GO): histone deacetylase complex
Molecular function (GO): histone deacetylase activity
Source: RefSeq, a predicted model, not a curated record